Molecule: messenger RNA, 1992 nt
Organism: Nerophis lumbriciformis (worm pipefish)
Lineage: Eukaryota; Metazoa; Chordata; Actinopteri; Syngnathiformes; Syngnathidae
Source: RefSeq, a predicted model, not a curated record
AUGUCGACCUCAUCGCUACGGCGACAAGUGAAGAACAUCGUCCACAACUAUUCAGAGGCUGAAAUCAAGGUUAGAGAAGCGACAUCCAAUGACCCAUGGGGACCCAGCAGCUCUCUGAUGUCAGAGAUCGCCGAUCUGACCUACAAUGUCGUGGCCUUCUCUGAAAUUAUGAGCAUGGUGUGGAAGCGCCUCAAUGACCACGGCAAGAACUGGAGACAUGUCUACAAGGCCAUGACUUUAAUGGAGUAUCUGAUCAAGACGGGUUCUGAGCGGGUCGCCCAGCAAUGUCGAGAAAACAUUUACGCAGUCCAGACCCUCAAGGAUUUUCAAUACAUCGACAGGGACGGCAAAGACCAGGGUGUGAAUGUGCGCGAAAAAGCCAAACAGCUGGUGACCCUGCUGAAAGACGAAGAACGACUAAGAGAGGAGCGGAUCCACGCCCUCAAAACCAAAGAGAAGAUGGCACAGACUUCCAGUGCUUCUUCGGCACCCUCAGCACCCAACCUCGGGGGCAGCCUGUCGCUGGGGUCCCACUCCGGCGGCGCAGACCCCGAGCAGGCGUGGCCGCAGAGUUCCGGAGAGGAAGACCUGCAGCUCCAACUGGCUCUGGCCAUGAGCAAAGAAGAAGCCGAGCAGCUUUGCUCUCACCAUGUGACCCCUGACCUCCCUCAGACUAGCAAGGACCCUCUGGAGGAUGCAGAGAUCCGCUAUGCAAUCACACUCAGCAAAGAGAUGCUCCAAGAGGAGGAACGACUGCGCAGAGGCGACGACUUGCGACUGCAGAUGGCCAUUGAAGAGAGCAAGAGGGAGAAGGCCAAGCCAGAAGAGAGUGCUCUAAUGGAGUUGAGUGCUGUGGACCCUUGGGGGGCCCCUGCUGCCGCCGCCGCCGCUCCCACACCCACCGUAGGCUCAGCCGGUCCUUCCCCUCCGCCAACACUUCCCAUCGCCACUUCAGGCCCGUGGGCAGCACCUGCCGCAGACCCAUGGGGUGUGGCCUCACCCACUUCCCCUACCAGCGCUGACCCCUGGGGCGGAGGGCCGCCGCCAACCAUAGCUCCUCCUCCGGACCCGUGGGGCGAGACAUCCAACAAAGUUAACAAUGUGGAUCCCUGGGGAAGCUCAGCUGUGACACCCCCCAGUGUCGACCCCUGGGGCCCCACAAUGCCACCCAGCACUUCCUCCUCAGGGGGGCCCAUAGACCCCUGGGCGAAGGACGUGCUUGUCCCCGCCUCUGACCCAAUCACCUCCGACAUCUGGAACGACUCUGCCAAUCACACUAACGGCACAGGAGACCCCGAGCGACGAGGGUCCUCAGCGACAGGAUGCAACAGCACCGGCUCUCCAGUUCCCUUUGACCUCUCCUCCCUAGGUUCCUCCCUACCUGUUCGCAAGACCCCAGAGUCCUUCCUCGGGCCCAAUGCGGCUCUGGUGGAUCUCGACUCACUGGUGUCGUCCAAACCUAAACCCAAACAGCCGCCCCCUCCAUCCAUCAACGCCUCAUCGGCGCACAACCCCUUCCUCCAGAACACAGGCUCGUCUCCAGCACCCGGCAUGGCCGUGACCCCGGGCAGCACCAUCUCUAGCCGCGGCGUGUCUCCCACACCGGCCUCGUCCAACCCUUUCGGCGUGGCUCCUGCCAUGAGCUCCAUUUCACCUCAGCCCUCGUCCCUGGGCCUGAGCGGCCUUCGCACCAGCCCCGUGCCUCCCAACCCCUUGCUGGGCAUGGCGCCCCCCGGAAUGAGCCUGGGGCCCAUGAACGCGGGGCCCCCCGGAAUGGGCCUGAGCAUGAUGCCGGCCGGCCCCGUGGCCAUGAGCUACAGCGGGCUCUCCCCGAUGGCGCCGCCGGGUUCCGCUAUGCUAGGUCCCGGAGCGGUGGCUCCCCCUCAGCUGAUUUUGGGCGGGCCUGGUAGGGCGGGUGCAGUGAUGGGCACAGGCGGCGCGGUGGGAGGCGCAGGAACGACAGGAGCCAGCACUAAUCCCUUUCUUCUUUGA